This is a messenger RNA of Soboliphyme baturini, 1287 nucleotides long. The record is from the annotation of a GenBank genome assembly. NCBI's taxonomy places the organism in Eukaryota, Metazoa, Nematoda, Enoplea, Dioctophymatida, Soboliphymatidae.
AUGGAAUCAAAAACCUGCGCUGAAAUAGAUGUUGAAAAAUGUUCCCAAAUUGCAGAAGGGAAAACGAAGCAAAUCUUGGAGGUUCCCGGAACAAAUUUAGUGGUCAUCCGGAGCAAAGAUCAGAUAACGGCUUUCAACGCCUUGCGAAAGCAUGACUUGACUGGCAAAGCGAUGCUGAGUAAUCUAACGACGUGCAAAGUUUUUCAGUUUCUUAACUCUUUGGGUGUGCGUACUCACUUCGUCAAGCAAAUGAGUGAUAAGGAGUUCUUGGCGAAGCGGUGCGUAAUGAUACCUCUGGAAUGGGUGGCUCGAAGAGUUGCCACCGGAAGUUUUCUUAAACGUAAUCCCAGUGUCAAACAAGGAUAUCGAUUCAAUCCACCCAAAAUCGAAAUAUUCUACAAGGACGAUGAGAAAGGAGAUCCGGAAUGGAGUAAAGAAACUCUUGAAGAAUCUGGUUUGACCGCAAGCGGGAUCCACAUUGGCAAACGCGAAAUCGAGUUGAUGAGCCAUGUCACACGUACUAUUUUCGAGGUGCUUGAAACGGCUUGGCUCGCCCAAGGGUGUUCGCUGAUUGACAUGAAGGUCGAGUUUGGAGUAGACCCUGAAUCAGGUGACAUAAUUUUGGCAGAUGUGAUCGACAACGAUAGUUGGCGAUUGUGGCCAGGAGGAGACAAACGGCUUCAGGUAGACAAACAGUAUUAUCGUGAUUUGCCUGAGGUAACGCCCGAAAACUUGGAGCAGCUAAAGAAGAAUUUUUCUUGGGUUGUCGAGAAGUUAGAUAAAUUUGUACAGGCACCGUGUGGUCGAGUGGUAGUCGUGAUGGGAUCUGCAAGUGACUACAGUUUUUGCAAAAAGAUCGAAUCUCAUUGCAAGCAUUACGGUAUUCCCUGUAUAUUGCGCGUUUCCUCAGCGCACAAAAGCACUGAAGAAACGCUGAAACUUAUUAGCGAAUAUGAAGGAGACCAUGUUUCUACGGUGUUUAUCGCAGUUGCGGGUAAAAGUAAUGGAUUAGGACCGGUUUUAGCCGGCAAUACCUGCUUCCCGGUCAUCAACUGUCCCCCUAAAGUGGAAGAAGUGUUUUCGCCUAAUAUUUGGUCUUCCUUGAGUUUGCCUUCUGGUUUGGGAUGUUGUACGGUUUGUUCUCCAGAAGCAAGCGUCAUGUGUGCUGCAAGCAUCUUGGCAUUGCAAGAUUUUACCCUCAAGUGCCGUAUGAAAAUGAAAACGCUGCUUAACUACAUUUCAACCAUGAAACAAGACAAGCAUCUAGAAGAAUAUGGCAAAGUUUGA